Molecule: messenger RNA, 1367 nt
Organism: Argiope bruennichi
Lineage: Eukaryota; Metazoa; Arthropoda; Arachnida; Araneae; Araneidae
Product: galactose mutarotase-like
Exons: 7
Coding region: 259-1308 (349 amino acids)
Biological process (GO): glucose metabolic process; beta-D-galactose catabolic process via UDP-galactose, Leloir pathway
Molecular function (GO): carbohydrate binding; aldose 1-epimerase activity
Source: RefSeq, a predicted model, not a curated record
CCAAUAAAGAAAUGACUCACACCACUUGUCUUCCGUAUCGUCUGCCUCACUUCUACUUCAUUAUUCACUUACUUUGGGUUCUAUCCACAUGGCAUGGCUCUCAAGGUCGUCUAUUGUUUUAGUCGUUAAGAUACUUAUAUCGCUAGUUUUUAAUCAGCUGAUAAAAUAAUAUGCUUACGAAGCGACUUGAAAAAGCAGACAGACUUUUUUCCCCCCUUCAAAUAAUUUCUUACAUUUGAUUCGAUUCCGUUAAACAAAAUGUCUAUAUCCAUACGCACAGAUUGUUUUGGAGAAAUAAUAGGAAAAGAUGGCUCUGUUCAAAAAGUGGAUCGCUUUACAAUGUCAAACGGAAACAUUGAAUUGCAAAUCAUCAACUAUGGAGCUUGUAUUACAUCUCUCAAAAUACCAGAUAAGGAUGGGAAGAUGUGUGAUAUAGUAAUGGGAUUUGAUAAUGUCUCAGGUUAUAUUAAUCAUUCACAAUAUUUUGGAUGUACCGUUGGAAGAUAUGCUAACAGAAUCGCCAAAGGUCAAUUUACAUUAGAGGAUAAAACGUAUUCUUUAGCGAUAAACAAUGGACCUAAUCAUUUGCAUGGUGGCAUAAAAGGGUUUGACAAGUUUAUUUGGGAUUCAGCCGUGCAAAAUAAUAAAGUAAUAUUAUCUCGCCUAAGUCCAGCAAUGGAAGAGAAUUAUCCUGGAGAACUGCAGUGUUACGUUAUAUUUGAAUUAACAGAUGGAAAUGAAAUUAUUAUCCAUUAUGAAGCUACAACAACAGAAAAGACCCCGAUAAAUUUGACAAAUCAUUCAUAUUUCAAUCUUGCAGGCCAUGGAUCUGGAAAAAUUCACGAUCAUUUAAUUUCGCUCAAUGCUGAUUACUAUACCCCCGUCGAUGAAAAUCUUAUACCAACAGGAAGUAUCUGUUCAGUCGAUUCAACACGUUUUGAUCUCCGUGAACCAAAGCUUAUAGGCACUUUACUUGAACAAAAUCCCGAAGGAUAUGAUCACAAUUUUUGUGUUAAUGGUGAUCCAGGGAUUGAAAGGAAAGUGUCUAGUGUUCAUCACACAGAGAGUGGACGGUACUUGGAAGUACAUAGCACACAGCCUGGUGUUCAGUUUUACACAGCUAACUUUUUACCUGAAGAUAACACAUUGCAAGGGAAGGAAGGAAAGUAUUAUCAGAAGCAUGGUGCAUUUUGUCUUGAAACACAAAAUUAUCCAGAUGCUAUAAAUCAGGCAAACUUUCCAACUGCAAUCUUAAAUCCCGAUGAAGUUUACAACCAUGUAACAAGACUGUCAUUUUCAGUGAAAUGAAUUUCAAUUGCAAAUUUGUAUGUAUUUUUUAUAAUAAAACUUCUGAAGCAAGUUUCAAA